Molecule: messenger RNA, 1386 nt
Organism: Papaver somniferum (opium poppy)
Lineage: Eukaryota; Viridiplantae; Streptophyta; Magnoliopsida; Ranunculales; Papaveraceae
Product: probable UDP-arabinopyranose mutase 5
Exons: 1
Coding region: 62-1117 (351 amino acids)
Biological process (GO): UDP-L-arabinose metabolic process; plant-type cell wall biogenesis
Cellular component (GO): Golgi apparatus; cytosol
Molecular function (GO): UDP-arabinopyranose mutase activity
Source: RefSeq, a predicted model, not a curated record
CGGUGGUUUUUGCAAUUCUUGUUUCGCUUUUGGCUUGGUUUUUACUUUGUGUCUAGACAAAAUGUCAGAUUCUGCUGUGCCAGAUAAUGAAGUUGAUGUGGUAAUUGCUGUGCUUGGAGCAGACAUUUCAUCCUUUUUGGAGGAAUGGAGGGCAUUCUUUUCACGUUUCCAUUUGAUCAUUGUCAAAGAUCCUGAUCUGAAGGAUGACCUAAAAAUACCUAAUGGCUUUGACCAUGUUGUUUACACAAAAUCUGAUAUGGACAGAGUUCUGGGCUCCAAUCCCACUAAAAUCAAAUUUUCAGGCUACUUGUGCCGUUACUUUGGUUACUUAAUGUCUCGUAAAAGGUAUAUUAUAUCAAUUGAUGAUGACUGCUUUCCUGCACGGGAUGAUAAAGGCUUGUUGGUGGAUGCUGUGGCCCAACAUGUUACUAAUCUCACUACACCAGCGACACCCUUCUUUUUCAACACUCUUUACGACCCCUAUCGCGAAGGUGCAGAUUUUGUCCGUGGGUAUCCUUUCAGCCUUCGUAGUGGGGUGGAAUGUGCCUUAUCUUGUGGUCUAUGGCUAAACUUAGCAGAUUACGAUACACCGACACAAGCCGUAAAGCCAAAUCUAAAGAAUACUCGAUAUGUUGAUGCUGUUAUGACUGUGCCUUUAAGAACUAUGAUGCCAAUGAGUGGGAUUAAUGUCGCCUUUGAUCGUGCUUUAUUGGGUCCUGCUUUAUUCCCAGGUCUGCAGUUGGCUGGAGAAGGAAAACUUAGGUGGGAGACAAUGGAGGAUAUAUGGUGCGGAAUGUGCGCAAAGGUGGUGUGUGAUCACUUAGGGCUUGGUGUGAAGACUGGCCUGCCUUAUGUGUGGAGAAAGGGUGGUGGAAAUGAUGCUAUAAAAAGCUUGAAGAAAGACUGGGAAGGAGUGAGAUUGAUGGAGGAGGUAGUCCCAUUCUUUCAGUCAGUGAGAUUGUCAAAGUCUGCAGUAACGUCAGAGGAUUGUGUAAUCGAGAUUGCAGGAAUUGUAAAGCAACAACUGGGCCCGUCAAACCCUAUAUUUGCUGGUGCUGCUGACGCAUUGUUGGAGUGGGUUCAACUCUGGAGGACUGCUGGAUCUGUGUCAUCUUGAUUAUAUGGAGCAAGUUAGAAAUCCUGUCUCUUUAUUAUCUGUUGCUACUAUGUCCCUUGUUUGCCUAAAGUGUUCUCUGUUCUAUUUUCUGGAACAUGAUCAAGGAAAACAAGUAAAAAGACUAUAACUCUACUCAAGUAGUCUUCUUAUUCUGGUUUUUGAACCUGCUCUUAAUUGGUUUUGAUUUUUAAUUGAACACAACUGAUAGUGUGAAUUCGGCUUUUGAAGAGAGCAGGAAUAAAAUUCUAGUUCAUGUGUUGGCUAUUCCA